AAUUCUCUGCUUGAUAUUUGUAUAUAAGUUAGCAACUGAAAUACCACAACAACCCAAAACUCCUCUCCAGCUUUAUUUAUAAAUCUCAUCAUCAGUGUGUGCUCAAAUUAUAAGCAAAGCCAUGAACGGUCUAGUCCGCGGCGCCACCGCCAGUUUGAGCCGGCGGUUCGACGGUUAUGAGCCGCUGGAUCGAGUGAUGAGAAGUGCAAGCAGGCGUGAUGUUCGGCUGAGGAGAUCAAUGUCGUUUAAGCGUGAGAAAGUGGCACAUGUUCCAUUGAGAAAUAACGAGGACAGAGCCAAGCAAAAGCGGCAGAUAUUUCUCAACUCCUACAAGUUUGAGUCACCCAAAAAAUCUCAACGCUCAAGGUGUAUGAAGCUCAACAAGGUGGCUUGUAAGGUUAAGACAGUUGUGGGGAAGCUAGUGUCGUCGUUCUUCCGAAUUGGAGGUUUCCGAUCUUGUAAUUGUCGUUUGGCCAUCCAUGCCUCCUCCCCAAGACCUCGUAGGAAUUGAUACUAUAUAAGCUAAAAAAGUAGACCUUGAUUGCAUGAGUAAAUAUUCUUUACAACUAAAGUUAUAACUUUGAAGAAUCACCGAAUUCCUUGUAAAAAGUUUUUUUUUGAGCUAUUAAUGAAUUGUUAAUUAUAAGUAGUAAGUUGGGAAAUUCAUCGAAACUCAUUAUUUAUGGAUAAUAAGGUGAUCAAUUUGAUUUAUGCUAUUCUCUAUUAAUUUGGAUUCA
This is a messenger RNA of Prunus persica (peach), 737 nucleotides long. RefSeq lists its product as uncharacterized. Bases 122 to 511 code for a protein of 129 amino acids. The record is from RefSeq and is a predicted model, not a curated record. The transcript has a single exon. Lineage: Eukaryota; Viridiplantae; Streptophyta; Magnoliopsida; Rosales; Rosaceae.